Molecule: messenger RNA, 2615 nt
Organism: Dreissena polymorpha
Lineage: Eukaryota; Metazoa; Mollusca; Bivalvia; Myida; Dreissenidae
Product: 3'-5' exoribonuclease 1-like
Exons: 7
Coding region: 224-1360 (378 amino acids)
Biological process (GO): exonucleolytic trimming to generate mature 3'-end of 5.8S rRNA from tricistronic rRNA transcript (SSU-rRNA, 5.8S rRNA, LSU-rRNA)
Cellular component (GO): cytoplasm
Molecular function (GO): nucleic acid binding; 3'-5'-RNA exonuclease activity
Source: RefSeq, a predicted model, not a curated record
AAAAAAACAACAACACAACAUUAACAGUUAUAUGCACUCAUAUUUACAUUAACCGUAUUUUUAGCAAUUUCUAAAAUAUUUACAUUUCAUUGAAGUAAGCGUCAUAAAAAGAACGAAACCGUACGAAACAGAUGAUAGCGUGUUGAUUGAUAUUUUUUAAUACCAGAGGUCAAACAUUAUGACUAUUUUGAUUGUAAUACGAGAAACUUAGUGUCUGAACACAAUGGCUGCAGUUGAAAACGGGGACAACAAUUUUGAAUUGUUUGUUGAAAAAGCGCCUGAAACCAGGUCUGGUACAAAACCUAAGGUAUAUAAGGAUGGACAAUACAGUGACCCUGUGUUUAAAAAGCUGUCAAAGAUUAAUGGAGAAGUCAACAAACUCAACAAGAGGGAGUUGCAGUCCAAGUUGAAGGAAUUUGGCCUUGACACUAGGGGCCUUAAAGAAGUGUUGAAGAAACGAUUGAAGAAUUUUUACAAGGAAAGGAACAUUCAGAAAUCUCGAGUCCGUGUGACAGGUAAAACUGGUUAUGAUUACUUGGCUGUGAUAGACUUUGAGGCAACUUGUGAAGAGAACUAUCCCAGCUACAGACAUGAGAUUAUUGAAUUCCCUGUCGUACUGGUGGAUGUGGACAAAAUGGAAAUUGUUGCCAAAUUCCAGGAAUAUGUGCGGCCAUUGCUCAACCCUAAACUAUCCAGCUUCUGUACCAGUUUGACAGGGAUCACUCAGGAAAAAGUGGACCAGGCAGAUCCCUUUGUGGAUGUCCUUGCCAAGGUGGAGGCAUGGUUCUCACAGCAUGGCCUCGGUCUAGAGAAGACGUUUGCUGUGCUCACAGAUGGGCCAUGGGACAUGUUCAGGUUCAUGUUCUACCAGUGUCAGGAAAGCCAUAUAGAGAUGCCUGCAUGGUCUAAGGUCUGGAUAAACAUUCGCAAGGCCUACUGUAAUUUCUACAACUGCGGUCGCGGAGGAAUAGAGAUCAUGCUCCAUAAUCUGGGUAUGAAAUUUGAAGGCUCGCCACACAGUGGCAUCGAUGAUGCAGUAAACAUAGCGCGCAUAGCGAUAAAGAUGCUCUCCGACGGUUGCUGCCUGUCUCUCAACGAGCAGAUCCAGAUCAAGGUCGACCCUCGAGACUCGAAAUGCGAGGCCCGUUAUGUGGUGUACCACGAGCCUCGCAAAUCACGUGCUGCGAGAGACUGUGAUGAAAACAGUGAGGGAGAAGCUGCGGAGGAAAUUGGCGGUGAUUACGGUGGAGAUUACUCAGGGGAGAUAAAUCAUGAGAUGGAGAGGUUACACAUUGAUAUGAGUGAGGUUGACGAUGGGGUGGACGAUCUGCUGAGUUACUACAAGCUGCAGAAGUCUUGAAGGCGUACAUAACAUGUCCUGUAGUCAACUUAUACAUAGACUUACGACCAAGGAUAAACACAUUUUCCUUAUAUUUGGAAAAGUGAUGUUAGGUUGAGUAAGGAUUGAAAAUAAUCAGGGGACUUCUAGCAAAUUGUACCUAAAAUGUGUUGCAUAAUUGCAUUUUAAGAUUAAGCCUAUGAAUUCUGCCUGUUUUUUUUUUCAACUAGUGUUUUAAAAUAAUAAGUGGAAAUAUUUUGUGUCAGUUGUGUUUCUAAGAUAUUUAUUUCAAUAUUCAAGAUUUUGAUGGGUCAUAAUUAUUUGAGCAAAGUGGCGCAAUAACAUGUCUUAUGCCAUAUGCACCUAGUAGCACCAGGAGUAGUAGGAGCUUCCUUGUCCGCUGAUUAGACAGUGCAGGCUGGUCUAAAGGUACGCUGGCUACAUAUUGCAUAAGACUCACUCCUGCAUAACCCAGCUCAUUUUUGUCCCCUACCCGUGAAACCGGAGGGGACUUAUGGUUUGCGCUCUAUCUGUCUGUCAGUCAGUCUGUCACACUUUUCUGGAUCCUGCGAUAACUUUAAAAGUUCUUCAUAUAUUUUUUUCAUGAAACUUGAAACACGGAUAGAUGGCAAUAUGGAGAUUAUGCACGUCAUGUCAUUUUGUUCCUACGUCAAGAAUUCUGGUUGCUAUGGCAACAAAUAAAAAAAAAAUACUGACAAUGGUGGAGUUUCACCGUUAGGUAACAAUAUUGCUUGGCAAUCUCUUGUUACACCUACAAUAAGGUUGUACCAUAAUACAAAAUGUUUGUCUUUAUACUGGUAUAUGGCCUGGUCAUAUCUCAUGAUAAAAAUAUUUCAUACCAGAAGAGAAUAAUGUACAGUUAGCUAUAAUAUUUUCAAUGUUUCUUCCCAAAAUAAUAAUCUUUUUCAUGCUUAGCUGUUUUAUUCUUAUGUGAUACCGGUAUUACGAUAUAUACAUGUAGUUGAUUUCUCUACCACCAAUUUUGUAUUCACUCUACUUAUUUUAUAUUGUAUAAAUGAUGUAGAAAGCCCAAUUGUACUUUAAUAAUGUGUUUGUUUAGUGCAUGGCAACAUGGUGCUGUUUAAUAAGCAAUUGAAUGCUGUUGCCAAUAGGGAUUAUUUUUCUUUUCUAUGUUUAUUGCACGCCUUCAAAUGACAUAGACAACUUAUGUACUUGCAUUUAGCAUUUUUCUGUGAAAGUUAAAUAGAAUUACAUUUGUAGUACUAGUUUAUUAAAAAAAUAACAUAAUGCUAUG